GUCUUUAAUUGAAGCAUCACCAAGACUGACCAUUGAAACUCAUACAAUUUCUGUGGAAACGAGUGAAUCUGCUGUAGUUUUUCAAUUAGAUGGUUUAACACUGAGACCUCAGACUUGUCGUGGGCUUCGAUGGAGCAGUCAGCUGGAGCUUCACUUGACACUGCAAGCUGAAUUGAAUGCUGGUGACAGUAAAGGAGGUGAUGCUGAUACUGUAAAAACACCACAUCAUUAUGCCUCAAACCAGGAUCUGUUGGUGUCCAAAAUAAAAUCCUGCCAGUCUCAUUGCUUUUGUGUUGGAUGCGGAGCACAGAUAUUCAAACCCAGCUGCAAUUUUAAGAGAGUGCUGCCUCUGCCAACGGAGAAUUGGACAGAUUUUGCUGAUAUCUGGUUUUGUCACAAUCACCAGUCAAAUGGCAAGCCCCAUGAUCACAUGCAUCACAGCCACUCAGGAGAGAGCACCCUGCCAGCUGACCUAAAGAAGGUCAAGAUCUCUGGUCUGACCCCUCGACCUGAAGAUUGUCUAGUGAGUAGUUUGUAUCUGCUAGUAAGUGCGAGGCACGUGGAGCCCUGUGCUGUUCUUUGCACUACGGACAGGAUCAUUUGCAAGCGCUGUGGAAACUUCCUAGGAUUUGUCAAACUGGGAGAUGCUGACAGUGGGGACCAUAGUCUGCAUUCCUAUUUUCAUGAUCCAUUAAAUGGUGUAUACAAGCUUUACUUUCACGCUGUCUGCUUUGGGAGCAAUUUGGAGAAAGUGCCAGUCCACAAAAUUAAGAUGCCAGAUGAUCUUGUUUCAGACCAAAUAAGUGAAAACAAGCAGGAUCAGACUGUUGAAGCAUUCAUAAGUAGCCUUCUUAAAGACCAGAGCCACCUUUACACCAGCUUCCGGUUCAUCAUUGAUUCAUCAUCCAAAGAUGAAUAUAGCAUUGUGCUUCUGCUCUGGCUCCUGGAUCAAGAACUGACAGUGUUUUUAUCAUCAGUAACUUCGGCUUCAGUACCAAUGCAUUCUCAGGUUACGCCGCUCAGUUUAGCUGCAUGUAAAUAUAUGAAGUUGUUAUAUAAAGUUACAUUCCUGCCUUCAAAUGGAUCUCAACCAGUGCAAGCAUCACCAUCUACUGUGUUCACAGCCUGGAAGAAGGAUAACACCGUCCAUAGUAUCUCCCUGCCAUACCCUUUAUGCAAACAGCUUGUCAGCCUUCUGGUGUCCAGUACCAAGCAGCUGACCAGGUCACAGCGUAACCUCAAUGGGUUUCAUGUUGGUUACUUAAAAUGUGAGCUGACCUGA
Messenger RNA from Candidula unifasciata, 1282 nucleotides. Lineage: Eukaryota; Metazoa; Mollusca; Gastropoda; Stylommatophora; Geomitridae. The record is from the annotation of a GenBank genome assembly.